AGUCUCGCGGAUGGCAUAGAUAAUGAGAUGGCGGUGGAGGGCUGUGCAGAGUGCAUCUUCAAUAGUCCAGUGGGUCGUCUGAGGAUUGCAGCCACCGCAGACGGCGUAUGUGCCGUGGUCUGGCUGAAGGAAGGGGAGAAGACGACAGAGCUGGUCGGAGAACACCAGGACCCCAAGGACCGUGCACGAGCUAGGCAGCACCUGGCCACCUGUACUGACUGGUUGACGGCCUAUUUCAGUGGCUCCCUCCUGGAAUCUCCAGUACCGAGACCUCCUCUAGUUAUCCCCAAGAAAGGAACGUUUUUCCACAGCGUGUGGUCUGCUCUCUGCAGCACGGAAGUCGGGGACACAGUGAGCUAUUCGGAGCUGGCGGGCCUAGCAGGGAACCCGGCAGCUGCACGGGCAGUGGGACAGGCGAUGCGCAAGCACUGCAUCCCUCUCCUCAUCCCGUGUCAUCGUGUUGUUAGGAGCAGAGGCGGUGGCUUGGGCAACUACAGUGGAGGAGAAGGCACACCCACCAAACAGUGGCUGUUAGAGCACGAGAAGAAAAUGGUGAAUGGGCCCUAA
Geodia barretti is the source of this 567-nucleotide messenger RNA. Lineage: Eukaryota; Metazoa; Porifera; Demospongiae; Tetractinellida; Geodiidae. The record is from the annotation of a GenBank genome assembly.